Messenger RNA from Ornithorhynchus anatinus (platypus), 3170 nucleotides. It is a transcript of the gene CLCN4, whose product is annotated as chloride voltage-gated channel 4. NCBI's taxonomy places the organism in Eukaryota, Metazoa, Chordata, Mammalia, Monotremata, Ornithorhynchidae. Gene Ontology annotation, cellular component: early endosome; membrane; Golgi apparatus. The coding region runs from base 114 to 2396 and encodes 760 amino acids. The record is from RefSeq and is a predicted model, not a curated record. Gene Ontology annotation, molecular function: voltage-gated chloride channel activity. The transcript has 12 exons. Gene Ontology annotation, biological process: chloride transport; transmembrane transport.
UUACUGCUUCCUCCCAUGACAUCACUGUUUUUCCAGCCAUACCACUCAGGGAAGGAUGCUCUCCAAAUCUGGGAGGCUAGUCUAAACGAUGUUGCAUUGCAGGGACUACUAAUAUGGUGAAUGCUGGGGAAAUGAAUGGUUCUGGCAACCUGAUGGAUUUCCUGGAUGAGCCCUUUCCUGAUGUUGGGACAUAUGAGGACUUCCACACCAUCGACUGGCUAAGGGAGAAGUCCCGGGACACAGACAGACAUAGGAAGAUUACCAGCAAAAGCAAGGAGUCCAUAUGGGAAUUUAUCAAAAGCUUGCUUGAUGCCUGGUCAGGAUGGCUGGUAAUGCUCCUUAUUGGACUACUGGCAGGCACUUUGGCGGGAGUUAUAGAUUUAGCUGUGGACUGGAUGACAGACCUGAAAGAAGGCGUCUGUUUAUCUGCCUUCUGGUACAGUCACGAGCAGUGUUGCUGGACAUCCAAUGAGACCACUUUUGACGACAGGGACAAAUGUCCCCAGUGGCAGAAAUGGUCAGAGCUUUUGGUGAAUCAGUCGGAGGGUGCGAGCGCUUACAUUCUGAACUACUUUCUGUACAUUUUGUGGGCCUUAUCUUUUGCGUUUCUGGCUGUCUCCCUCGUCCGAGUGUUUGCGCCUUAUGCCUGCGGUUCUGGUAUUCCAGAGAUAAAGACCAUCCUAAGUGGCUUUAUUAUAAGGGGCUACUUAGGGAAGUGGACUCUAUUAAUCAAAACGGUCACUCUGGUGCUAGUGGUGUCUUCCGGCCUCAGCCUCGGGAAGGAGGGGCCCCUGGUCCACGUGGCCUGUUGCUGUGGGAACUUUUUCAGCAGCCUAUUCUCCAAGUACAGCAAGAACGAGGGAAAGAGGAGAGAGGUACUUUCAGCUGCAGCGGCUGCGGGGGUCUCUGUCGCUUUUGGUGCGCCGAUUGGGGGGGUUCUCUUCAGCUUGGAAGAGGUCAGUUACUACUUCCCCCUGAAGACCCUCUGGAGGUCAUUUUUCGCCGCCCUGGUCGCCGCCUUUACCCUAAGAUCCAUCAAUCCCUUCGGGAACAGCCGCCUGGUCCUCUUCUACGUGGAAUACCACACCCCCUGGUACAUGGCGGAGCUCUUCCCCUUCAUCCUGCUCGGGGUCUUUGGGGGCCUGUGGGGGACGCUAUUCAUCCGCUGUAACAUCGCCUGGUGUAGGCGGCGCAAGACCACCCGCCUGGGCAAGUAUCCGGUGCUCGAGGUCAUCGUGGUGACGGCCAUCACGGCCCUUGUCGCCUACCCCAACCCCUACACCCGGCAGAGCACGAGCGAGCUCAUCUCCGAGCUCUUCAACGACUGCGGGGCCCUGGAGUCCUCUCAGCUCUGCGACUACAUCACCGACCCCAACAUGACCCGGCCCGUCGACGACAUCCCGGACCGACCGGCCGGGGUCGGCGUUUACACGGCCAUGUGGCAGCUGGCUCUGGCUCUCGUUUUCAAAAUCGUCAUCACCAUAUUUACUUUCGGCAUGAAGAUUCCCUCGGGCCUGUUCAUUCCCAGCAUGGCGGUAGGCGCCAUGGCUGGAAGGAUGGUGGGGAUCGCCGUGGAGCAGCUGGCCUACCACCACCACGACUGGAUCAUCUUCAGGAACUGGUGUAGACCGGGGGCCGAUUGCGUCACUCCAGGACUUUAUGCAAUGGUGGGAGCUGCGGCCUGCCUAGGUGGAGUGACCAGAAUGACCGUCUCCCUGGUGGUGAUCAUGUUCGAGCUGACUGGCGGUCUGGAGUACAUCGUCCCCCUCAUGGCGGCCGCCGUGACCAGCAAAUGGGUCGCCGAUGCGUUUGGCAAGGAAGGCAUCUACGAGGCCCACAUCCACCUGAAUGGGUACCCGUUCCUGGAUGUGAAGGAUGAGUUCACCCACAGGACUCUGGCGACGGAUGUCAUGAGGCCAAGGCGAGGGGAACCUCCGCUGUCCGUCCUGACUCAGGAUGGCAUGACGGUCGAGGACGUGGAGACGCUCAUCAAGGAGACGGAUUACAACGGCUUUCCCGUGGUCGUUUCCAAAGAUUCCGAGCGCCUCAUUGGCUUCGCUCAGAGGAGGGAACUGAUUCUUGCCAUAAAGAAUGCCAGGCAGCGACAGGAUGGCAUCGUGAGCAAUUCCAUCAUGUAUUUCACAGAAGACCCCCCCGAGCUGGCCGCCAACAGCCCCCACCCUCUGAAGCUGCGCCGCAUCCUCAACCUGAGCCCCUUCACCGUCACGGAUCACACCCCCAUGGAAACGGUGGUGGACAUCUUUCGGAAGCUAGGGCUGCGCCAGUGUCUGGUGACACGCAGUGGGAGACUGUUGGGCAUCAUCACAAAAAAGGACGUGCUAAGACAUAUGGCUCAAAUGGCCAACCAGGACCCGGAAUCCAUCAUGUUCAAUUAGGCAAACUCCCGCUUGCCGAAGCGACGGAAUUUACUUUGGAGAAAAUCUCUUUUAGACAAACACCGCAGCUGUGUCAUUUUUUAAAGGAUCCAACCACAAAAGAAAAACCAUGACACAGCGAAGGGGUAGGCACUGGGAGAAACCCGAAACAAAAUUCCAGCUGACAGGCAAGGGUGAAGGAUCUGACUUUUAUUACAUCUCUGGCAAGGCUAUCUUAGGAACUGGAACUCACAAAGUUCCAAGCUGAGUUUCCCUAAAGAUUGCACUCACAGCUCAGCUGCACUUCGGAGAGAUGUAAACAACAUGGACUGGAGAUGGAAGAGGAGAGGAAGAAACACACCACCACCACACCAACCUAGAGAACGAUAACUCAGGCAGGGUGUGAAGAGCAAGCCAGUAUUUAUAAGCUUAAAAACUAAUGGAAAGCUCUGAAUGCAAAAGCAUAUAGGGAUACCUUGAGUAAACAUGUUAAUUUAUUUGUAACUGAAGUUAGGUUUUUUGGGCUACUGAACCAUUCUGAGUAUACUAGUCACUUAUUUCUCUUUGAGUAAAACACAAAACAAAACAAAUGAAUGAAGUUGAACCGGUAAGUAUGCCAAUCAAGUCACCUGUGAAAAUCUUAUACCUUACUCCCUGAACCCUGAAAUCCACUAAUUUGAGCUAUCCAAUGAAAUAUCUGAAUAAUUCCUGCAGUCAUGUAUGUGUGCUAAAAUCAGUUGCCCGUUUAUUAAAAUGAACCGUUUCUCUAUAUAGAGAUCGCAUAUUGGAUCUUCA